CCCGGUCCUUACUCUUCCUUCGUGCUCCUAGUCCCCCCAGCGCCAGCUCUUUUCUCCGUCGCUCCAUCCUUCAUAUUCACUCUUCCCGACAUAGACCCCGACAUGGGUGACAAGCCAACGAGUAGCACAGCGGCGCCCAGCGCGAGCGCGAUGCCGUCCCUCCCAGACCCCGCCGAACUGUCGACCUUCGAGAGGUGGCGAAGGAACAUGGCAUACGUGACAGGAAUAGGCAUGUCAGACGAGGAGCGUAAACUCUACACAACCCAGAUUCACCUCAAACGAUGCGAGGACCGCAAAUACCAUCUCAUGCAGUCUAGUCCCGGUGUAGUCUUCAUGCUGAAGCAGCUCAAGCUCGCUGGUUGCGAGCUACCUGAGAACAACUUCGUUUGCGCGCCGUGCGACUCAGUCGAUCGCGCAGGCGGGUACAAGCCAGGCGUGGGCGCGAUCGUGCUAUGUGCAGGCCAUAUAUACAGCAAGGACCAUCAAGAGCAUACGAUGAUGCACGAGAUGAUUCACUUGUUUGACGAGUGCCGCUUCAAGCUCGACUGGAGCAACCUACGGCAUCACGCGUGCACGGAGAUUCGCGCGAACAGCCUGAGCGGGGACUGCAGGUACUUGCAAGAGAUGCAACGCGGCAACUUCAGCUUUACGAAGAACCACCAGACGUGCGUCCGCGAACGCGCCAUCAUCUCCGUCUCCAAGAACAAAAGCUGCCCCGACAUGGAGACCGCCCGACGCGCCGUCAACGAGGUCUUCGACAGCUGCUUCGCGGAUACCCGACCAUUUGACGAGAUCUACUAGACACGCCUAUACUACGCACACCCUAUACGAACCCCUACUCUAAUCCCUCGUAAAUGUAUGGUCCGGAAGAUGGCUUGGACUCUCUGCCUCCCAUCAUCGUUCUCGGUCCCUUGAGCGUCAUUUCCUCAUGCCCAAGCAAACCAAGCCCGUCUUCCCGCUCCGCGA
Molecule: messenger RNA, 966 nt
Organism: Schizophyllum commune H4-8
Lineage: Eukaryota; Fungi; Basidiomycota; Agaricomycetes; Agaricales; Schizophyllaceae
Exons: 5
Coding region: 232-801 (189 amino acids)
Biological process (GO): mitochondrial proton-transporting ATP synthase complex assembly; mitochondrial protein processing
Cellular component (GO): extrinsic component of mitochondrial inner membrane
Molecular function (GO): metalloendopeptidase activity
Source: RefSeq, a predicted model, not a curated record